AUGGCUCCAGCCUCCCCGGGAGCAACGGUUGUCCCACACCCUUUUUAUAAUCUAACAACACCGCAUCGAUUCACCGGCUCAGCUAAACCCGAAGCCAAGGUAUGCAAGCCAACAGGUACGUGCUUUCAAGCCACCAACUCACGAAUCACUGUAGCAGUACCGGCCCAACUAAACCCGAAGCCAUUCCAGGUCAAUUUAAUCAGAUACAAGUCUCAUUUCCCACCUCGCACUGUGCCUCCAAGUCGUGAAAGAACCCUCGACCCCGUGAAAGAACAUGUCCAAUCCGAAGCGGCCAACGCGGCCAAUCGCGAGCCCAACCUCGAAAAGGGUAAAUCCUUUGGGAUGUUCAACUAUCUUUCAUCUAUUGUCGUGAUGGAUCGAAAAUCGGGCGAAACGGCCAUUGGAGUGCAAUUCUCAGGCUACGGCUCCAGGGCAACAUCCUUGGUCAGAGACAAUGUCUACUUCACCGUAGGCCGAAUCGUGCGGACCACCACGGCCGGAGGUUACCAGUGCUUCUUCGAAAGCAACCUGAGUCUAUUAGUCGGCAACGCCCGUCAGUACCGGAAAACUGAUCCGAUCCAUCCCGAGAUCGACCUCGGCUCUGAACUUCUUGGAAAAGUGUGGGUCUUUGGGUUUGGGACUGUUAUCCAGACUCGGAAAGCCCCAGGUGUUGGCAUAAACAACACACAGCAGACCGAUCUGCAUGUGACAAUGAGACACCACGAUUACCACAAUGCAAAAAAGUCCAACCUCGAUUUCGAGGCCGUCUACAUCGUCCCUGGGAACGCAAUCCUACGAAACACUUUCGGCUUCUUUACUGUUGAUACCGAGGCGCUGAUGAUAGGAAACAUCACCGGAUUCAACGAAACUCUUGGGACCUGGGAAGUCUUGGUCUACCUGUUCUCUACGGCCUCGGGGAAGUCAUCGUUCCGUGCGCCCCCGACCCCCUCCGGCUCCGGUACCAGCGGGCAGCUCCGACCUGGCCUGCGAUUGAUUGGGGGAGUAGGUUCAUCAUCCCCCACCGCUGCAAGCAACGCACCAAGCCAGUCCGACGAGUUCAAAACUCCCAGUAGCAGCGCGGCCGGACGUCCCUUCAGUCCAAAUGUUUUCCCCACCCCGACACCUUCUACCAGCCGCCAAUCUCCGGGCGCCGACGAAGUAUCUGACGGUGAGAUAACCGAGGACAGACGACCCGAGGAUGCUGAGGAUGGUCACUUUCUCAGCACCGACAAGAAGGGGAAGCGGAUUGCCACAAACGGGUCGGGCAGCACCGCCAGCGGAAACUCCGCGCCUUUGUCCCUGGCCGAUUCUCAAAAGAGGGCAAAGACUUUCAUGUCAUCUAUGUAG
This is a messenger RNA of Puccinia graminis f. sp. tritici CRL 75-36-700-3, 1347 nucleotides long. RefSeq lists its product as uncharacterized. Bases 1 to 1347 code for a protein of 448 amino acids. The transcript has 8 exons. Lineage: Eukaryota; Fungi; Basidiomycota; Pucciniomycetes; Pucciniales; Pucciniaceae. The record is from RefSeq and is a predicted model, not a curated record.